Messenger RNA from Phymastichus coffea, 1249 nucleotides. RefSeq names its product mitochondrial inner membrane protease ATP23 homolog. Gene Ontology annotation, cellular component: extrinsic component of mitochondrial inner membrane. Lineage: Eukaryota; Metazoa; Arthropoda; Insecta; Hymenoptera; Eulophidae. The transcript has 5 exons. Gene Ontology annotation, biological process: mitochondrial proton-transporting ATP synthase complex assembly; mitochondrial protein processing. The record is from RefSeq and is a predicted model, not a curated record. Gene Ontology annotation, molecular function: metalloendopeptidase activity. Bases 304 to 1050 code for a protein of 248 amino acids.
UAUUUUUUUAUAAAAAUUUAAAAAAUAAGAAAAAUAAUUUUGUUGGGUUAUUUUUUUAUCUUAUUUUAUCAUAAUCGAAAAAUUGAAAUAGCAUUCACUCAAAGUUUUUUUAAAAAAAUAUAGGAAUUCUCAAGCAUUAACUAAUUAAUAUAUGACCAUUAAUUUUUAAGCAAUAUCAAUACCAUUGAUCUAAAUAUCACAAUUUUUUACUACAAUGUUUAAUUAAUGAAUCAAGUUAAUUUGUUUAAUUUAUCAAAAUUUAUCCUAAAAGUGGUUAUUGAAGUUUGCUACUUUUCAUAAAACAUGACAGGUGAUUUAGAUAAGAAGGGUAUCGAUGAAAAUGAAAUUACAUGGUUAUACAAUGAUUUAUAUCCUGAAAGAAGAGGAUUAUCUCCUAAAAGAAAUUGGCUGCGAAUGCUUUUUGGACUUGAAGGUAAAGAAGAACUUGAUAAAAUAAAAUGCGAACGUAAUGUGUAUUGGUGCUUGAGAAACAGCCCAUUAGUAAAACUACUUCUAUCAGCCUUGAAUGCUUCUGGCUGUGAAUUCGAUUUCCGAAGACAUAUAUCAUGCGAAAUAUGUGAUGCUAAAGUUAGUGGAGGAUAUGAUCAAGAGUUGAACCAGGUUAUUGUAUGUCAAAAUAUUGCUCGUCGUAAAAGUUAUGUACAGGCAGCAUUAACACAUGAAAUGAUACAUAUGUUUGAUUACUGCCGAAAUGAAUUUAAUUUUCGAAAUAUCCGUCAUUUAGCUUGUUCCGAAAUUCGAGCAGCAAAUUUAGCUCAUUGCAGUUUUUUUAGUGCUUUAAGAUUUGGAACUGCAUCGCUGACACGUUUCAAGGCAACGCAUCAGAACUGCGUAAAGGCCAAAGCAUUAACAUCUAUACUUGCUGUAAAAGAAAUUUCAGAAAAUCAAGCGCUAGCGGCUAUUGACGAAGUAUUUCCAAAGUGUUAUGCCGACUUAGAACCCAUUGGUAGACGGUGUCGUAGAAAUUCUAAUAAUAUGGAAAUGGCAUUGUUAGAAGCACCCUUGUAUGGAUACGAUUAUUAUAUAUAGAUAUAAAUUUUUGUAGUUAAUUACCUUACAAUUUGAAAAUUUAAUGAAAAUCUAUGAUGAAUACAACGUUCAUGUAUAUUGAGUUUUUUUAUAUAAGAUCUUUUAUUACUUGCAAGUACAAGAAUUUAAAAUUAACAAAACUAUAUUGUAAUAACUAUACAUAUAAUGUUAUUUUUUUUCAUAGUGGAUUUUUCUGAUG